Molecule: messenger RNA, 2430 nt
Organism: Diversispora eburnea
Lineage: Eukaryota; Fungi; Glomeromycota; Glomeromycetes; Diversisporales; Diversisporaceae
Source: the annotation of a GenBank genome assembly
AUGGGCAGUUAUGAAAAAUUAUUUAAAACGGUCGCUUCUUUUCCUUUGAUUGAUAAUCAUGCUCAUAACUUAUCAACCUCCGAUGCAUUUUUGGCUUAUCCAUUGGAAGGUUGCUUCUCAGAAGCACGUGGUGAUGCAUUAAAAGAUGCGACUCAAACCAGUGCUUUGAAAUGUGGAGUACAACAACUCUCUAAACUUUACAAAUGUGCACCUGUUUGGAGAACGAUUAAAGAUGUGAGAAAUACUUUAUCUUAUGAUGAAUUAUGUAAAAUUUGCUUUGAAAAUAUUGGUAUCCAAUGUGUACUCUUGGAUGAUGGAUUUGGAAUUUCGGAACAUCUCCGAGAUAUCAAAAGUCACGUGGGUUUGGUGGAUGAUGUUCGAAGAAUUGUAAGGAUUGAAAGCGUGGCGGAAAAUAUUUUAUAUAAUUUAGCGGAAUCCAUAGUCCAUACUGAUGAAGAGGUUAAAAUAAAUUUUUCCACUUUAUUAAAAAAUGAAUUACGAUCCUUGGCUAAUUCUGAAUUGGUGGUGGCUUUCAAGAGUAUUGCUGCUUAUCGAUCAGGAUUAAAUAUUAAUUGUGAUAUUAAUAAUGAAAAAAUCGUUAUCGCUUUAAGCGAACACUUAAAGGCAUCCACAGUAUCUCCUGUUAAGAAUAUUGCUUUUAAACUUUUCGAUAAAACUCUUAUCGAUUAUAUUUUAAAUUAUCCAAACGCGAAAAUUAUUUUAUUGCACGCGGCUUAUCCUUAUUCUCGUCAAGCGGGAUAUCUUGCUUCUGUUUAUGCAAAUAUAUAUGUUGAUAUUGGUCUUGUUGCUCCCUUAAUUUCUGUUUCAGGUCAACAAGCAAUCUUACGUGAAUUGGUUUUAUUAAAUUCCGUAGAAAAUGGUGACUUCACAAUUGAUGAAGCUGUAAAUAUUGCAAAACAAAUAAUGUUUGAAAGUUCCAAUAAGUUAUACAAAUUAAAUUUGGAACCAAAGAUUCUAUCUGAAAUAGAUUAUUUUGCACGUGGUAUAUCAGAUGAAAAGAAAAUGUUAAUGUUGAAAGAAAAUGGAGUAAAAUUAGUACGAUUAGGUUAUUUAGAUCUCUCCAACCAAUUUCGGAUUCGACUUAUUCCAAUCGAUCGAUUCCAAAAUUAUAUUACGAAAUUGGGAUUAACUGCCUCACGAGCAAUUAACAUAAUGCCACUUUUUGGAGAUCAUAUUCCUGAAGGAAUUGGAAUCACUCCCGCAGGAGAAUGUCUCUUGAAACCGGAUUUUAAUACUUUAAUUCAAUUACCUUAUUAUCCUCAACAUGCUAUCGCUCAUGCAUUUUUGGAAAAUAAAUGGACUCCGGGAGAUCCUAAAUAUGGAAAACUUAAUCUUAUUGAAGAUGAUAAAUAUUAUUCAAUAUGUCCUCGAAAUUGCCUUCGUAAAAUUGUUGAUAUGGCAAGACAAGAUUUUGGGCUUGGUUUUUUGACAGGCGUGGAAUCGGAAUUUACAUUAUUAACAUCUAAAGAUUCUCGAACUCCUGUGGAUGAAACGGUAUAUUGUGCAGCAGAAUCUUUUCGACAUAAUAAUUCAGUGGAAAUAAUAGAUAAGAUUAUUGAUUCAUUAUUAAAAUCAAAUAUACCUGUUGAACAAUGUCACUCUGAGAGUACAUCGGGACAAUAUGAACUUGUUACGGGACCUUCUUCACCUUUGAUUGCUAUGGAUAAUUGUGUGAUUACUCGUAAUACUAUUUAUGAUAUUGCGGCAAAAGAAGGUUUAAGAGCAACUUUUGUUGCCAAACCCUAUAAAGAUCAAGCGGGAAGUGGAGCACAUUUACAUAUUUCUGUUCAUGAAAUUAAUCAAAUCGAAAGAAAGGGGGAGGAUGAAACAGGAUUAACUUCCUAUGAAAGAUCAUUUAUUGCUGGUGUACUUCAUCACAUUAAAUCAAUUUGUGCUUUCUCGUUGACAACAAGUAAUUCUUAUACCCGAACUGUUGAUCAUUGUUGGGCUGGUUCAUGGAUUUUUUGGGGUGUAGAAAAUCGUGAAGCACCAGUUAGAAUUUGUUAUCGACCCAAGAAAAAUUCUGUUACUGGAAAAUUAAGUACUUCCUAUGAAGUGAAUUUUGAACAUAAAUUUGUUGACGGUUUUUCAAAUCCUUAUUUGGUUGCAUCGGCAAUAUUGGCUGCCGGUCUAGAUGGAAUAAAAAAAAAAAUGGAACUUAAGACACCUUCUUGCCUAGAUGAUCCCGCUUUAUUAACCGAAAAAGAACGCACAGAACUCGGUAUCACUGAACGUAUGCCCUCAAGUCUUCGUGAGACUUUGGAUGCAUUAAAACAAGAUACUGUACUUAUUAAAGCUAUGGGAGAAGAACUUGUUAAAUGUUACAUUGGUAUAAAAGAGAGUGAAUUGAGCCAUUUUGAGCAUUUAACGGAUGACGAACAACUUUCCCUUUUAAUCAAACGAUUUUAG